Talpa occidentalis (Iberian mole) is the source of this 2301-nucleotide messenger RNA. It is a transcript of the gene TCTN2, whose product is annotated as tectonic family member 2. Gene Ontology annotation, cellular component: MKS complex. The transcript is spliced from 18 exons. The coding region runs from base 27 to 2144 and encodes 705 amino acids. The record is from RefSeq and is a predicted model, not a curated record. Lineage: Eukaryota; Metazoa; Chordata; Mammalia; Eulipotyphla; Talpidae. Gene Ontology annotation, biological process: cilium assembly; protein localization to ciliary transition zone; smoothened signaling pathway.
CCCGCGCGCACCCCGCCGGGCCAGGCAUGGGCUUUCCGCGGCCGGCCCCUCUGCUCCUGGGGCUCCUGCUCCUGCAGGGCGUCCCGAGGCCGCUGCGGGGGGACCUGGCGUUCCUCCCGCCCUUCAUCCGCAUGUCCGGCUCUGCGGUCAGCGCGGCCCUGGUGGGAGGCACGGAGGACGUGAAGGUGUCCCUGGCCGUGCUGCGCGGCGAGAAGGGGUUGUUGCCAGUUCCGGCUUGUGGAGGGCUGAGCAAUGAGACUGGAGACUGGAAUUUGACUGUGACGCCUGGUGUGGUGAGGCCAGAGGACGCAUUGGAAGUGACCGUGAGGCUGAAGGGGCUUCAGCAGCUAUGUUCCUUGAAUGAAACAGAUCCCUUCUUAGCAUCCCCAUGUGUCCUCCAAACCCUUCUGGUGUCAGCAUCCAACGGGUCCUCCUGUUCAGCACAUCUGCUCAUCCAAGUGGAAAUUUAUACUAACACUGCUCUGGCCCAGAAUGCAUCAGAGAACACGACUGUCAUCCCCAACCAGGUGUAUCAGCCCCUGGGACCUUGUCCUUGCAAUCUGACAGCCGGGGCCUGUGACGUGCGCUGCUGCUGUGACCAGGAAUGCUCACCCGCUGCACGAGAGCUCUUCAGGGACUCCUGUUUCACUGGUGUUUUUGGAGGUGAUGUGGACCCUCCCUCUGAUCAGCUCUGCUCCACUGGUCCCCCGGCACAUGGAAGGCCUGGAUGGUUUCCCCUGCUGUGUGUGAUGUCCCCCCCGGCCAACUCACCCUUCCUGGGACACUUCUACCAUGGGGCCACUUCCUCUAGCCAGCCCUCUCCCCUGGGGGUGACCGUGCCCACCGACCCAAAAGGCGCCUCCGGCUUCGGAUACAAGCAAGGGGACCCCAUCAGGACCAGCGAGGCACACUUGACUAUCCCGCAGGUGUCCCUGGCCGGGCAGUGCGUGCAGGACGCCCCCGUGGCAUUCCUUCACAACCUUGAUGUCCGAUGCUUUACGCCUUUGGAAGUCUACCAGGAGCGAGGCGCGAUUGACGUCGUGACCAACAGCGCCGCGGGCCACACGGGAGGUAUUGUCAUACCCAAUGUCACCUACGAGCAAGCAGCUGACCUGGACAAGUUCAUCACCAGUACAGAAACACUUUUAAGUGUUGGAUCUACCCCCAAAAUUGUGAAUGUGGAAGAACAUUAUAUUUUCAGAUGGAAUAAUAAUACAAUCACUGAAAUAAAAGUCAGAAUUAUCCAGGCAGCGGUCAGUGCCCAGCAGAAAGGAAUCAUGACACAGAGAUUCACCGUCAGGUUUUUGAGCUACAACAGUGGUGAUGAAAAGGAAUCAUCUGGAAAUCCAGGUUACCAGCUUGGCAAGCCCAUCCGAGCUCUAAACACCAAUGGAAUGAAGAACGUCACGACUUUAAACCUUUGGCAACCAGCCGGGAGGGGUCUGUGCGCAGCAGCAGCCCUCAAGCCCAUGGGGUUUGGCGAGAAUGCGAUCUCUGGGUGCCUUUUAGAAGUUGGGGUGAAUGAAAACUGCACUCAGCUCAGGGAGAAGGCCGCCCAGCGGCUGGAGGCGCUCGUACAAGCAACGCAUGUUGCAGUGAGAGGCAACUCCGACUACACUGACCUCAGCGACGGCUGGCUGGAGAUACUGCGUGCAGAGGCCCCUGACCCGGGUGCAGGCCCGGCUGCUGGCGGCCCGAACGGCGUCUGCCCGGACAUCCCCACUCAGCUGACCGUCCGCAUCCUCUUCUCAGACACGGGUGCCGUGGAGGGGGUUCCUCAGCAGGAGAUCCUGGGCGUGGAGACCAGGUUCUCCUUGGUGAGCUGGCAGUUCCAGUGUGGGCUCACCUGUGAGGAUACGGCCGACUUCGUCCCGCUCAGUGCCUCCGUCCAGUUCAUCCAGAUACCAGCACGGUUACCCCGUCCACUUACUAGGUUCCAGAUCAACUUCACGGAGUACGACUGUAACAGAAAUGAGGUGUGCUGGCCGCAACUUCUCUAUCCACUGACCCGCGAUUACCAAGGGGAGCCUUAUCCUCAGUGCGUCGCCAAAGGCUCACUCUUGGCGUCCUUCUUCAUCUUAGCCGUGCUCCUCAGUCACCCCUGGACCAGAGUGUGCAAGGCUUGGAAUCCAGCUGCCCUUUGACCCCUCCAGGCCGUGCACUGGACCUCAGGGCUCCAUUGCAGGCCGACGUGCCUCUUGGUAAAACUGUAAUAAAUGAAAUGCUUUAUUUCUGUAGAAAAUGUCCUUUAGUGCUCUGUGGAUUUAAAUCACAUCUCCAGACACUGGAGCCAUGUGGGGG